AAAGCAAUCAUUCAAGAUUAGUCUCAAUUUAGUCAACGACGACAACGACGACACGGUUGGAAACAUGAAUCUUCAAUAUCAUUUUCUAGUUAUUAUUGCUAUUCUCAGUCAUUUUUGUUGUGAAAGUAUAAUUUUCGGAUCAAAUUUGGAUGGACUUUACACUAUUUCAGAUAUAUUUAAAAGCCAAAAAAUGCCCGAAAGUAAUGUUGAAACUGUCGAAUCUGAUGUUAACAACCAACAAUUAUCUGAACAGCCAAAAUCAAUUGGAGCAACUGCAGAAAGAAACCAAGAAGAUUAUGCUAAUAGACAGACAAACUUGUCUGGAACUGGUCCCAUUAACAGACAUGUAUCAUUUGUCCUUGGUUUAGUUCCAACACUGGACAAUUUUCAGGACGAUCAAGUUAUAGAUUUUCAACUCGGGGUUAUUGAGCUUAUGAAAAAAAUCAAGAAUUCUCCAACAGCUUCAGAAGAACCAAAGGCGAAAAUAGGAAUACGAUAAUAGUGAAGAAAUCUUUUUAUUCAUGUAUUUGUUAAUUGAUCGUGAAAUAAUUUAGUAUUUGAAUGCAAAAGAUUCAUUGGUCAUUCGUAUUUUCGUUGGAACUUAGAAUGCUUCGUUAUUUUUCAUUUUUUUUUUUUGUUUGUGAAGUAUUAUUUGUAAAUUUAUCAAAUAAAUAUUUUGGGGUUCAAAUCUCCCAUUAAAUGA
Molecule: messenger RNA, 703 nt
Organism: Episyrphus balteatus (marmalade hoverfly)
Lineage: Eukaryota; Metazoa; Arthropoda; Insecta; Diptera; Syrphidae
Exons: 2
Coding region: 65-499 (144 amino acids)
Source: RefSeq, a predicted model, not a curated record